AUGUCAGAGUCCUCUACCUUAUCCCGCAUACCUGCGUGUAGGAAGUGUGCACUCAGCGCUCAUCUGGAGGGGAUGCGGGACAGGAUUGCGGCGGCAAAAUACCACAGGCUGGACGGUUGGGCAAAGGGUAGGGAUUUGCUUCCUGCAGCGCUGGAGGCUGAGGCCACUCCUGGCUCGCUGAUGGCCAGCCUUCAGGGUCCACACGGAGGUGACAGGAGAGCCUCAGAGGAGGACCUGGAGACGGGGAGGGCAGAGCCCCAUGCACCCGCCUUGGCUCGGGUCUCCCCGCCCUCUGCACAGGUCCGCUGGUACACGCUCCGGGAACACCUGGCCUCCGCGGUCUCACUCUUCCUGGAACCUUUGUGCCAGUGUGUCCUCACCUGCCUCCAAGUAGGGCGGGCCUCCUGCCCACAGCCUGGCGAUGUUGCCCCCUCUGCACUUCAGCCCUCACCCGAAGCCCUGAAGAACCUGUCCAGGAGAGCGAGAAUAUGCAGGCGGCACCACCAAGUGGCAGAGGUAGGCGGCUUGCAGGACACAGGGCUUUCAUCCAGAGAACAGCAAGAACUACUGAAGGAACUUAGCGAAGGAGAGCACGCCGCACCCCCGUGCGCCGCGCUCGCCACUGUCCUGUCUGCGGUCGCCGUCGCCUCGUGUCUGUACCUCGGGGCGAGGACCAACGACCUCCAGGCGAGGAUCGCUGCGCUGGAGUCCGCCAAGGGAGCCCCCACCGUCCGUCCGCUGCCCGACUCCCUGGAUCAGCUGAAGGCCCUGGUGCAGGAGAAGGUGGAGCGGCUUCUGGCCCAGAAAUCCUACGAGCAUAUGGCUAGAAUAAGAGUCUCGAGAGAAGCGCCCUCCGAGUGUAACUGCCCAGCAGGUCCUCCGGGGAAACGAGGGAAGAGGGGCCGAAGAGGAGAAUCUGGUCCCCCUGGUCAGCCUGGUCCUCAGGGCCCUCCUGGUCCAAAAGGUGAUAAGGGAGAACAAGGUGAUCAGGGACCUCGGGGUCUGCCUGGCUUCCCCACGGUCGCUGCCCUGCACAGCAACCAGAUCCUCACCGUCAAGGGUGACCAAGGGCAGGCUGGGCCCCCCGGACCCCCCGGCCCUCCAGGUCCCAGAGGGCCCCCCGGGGACACCGGGAAGGACGGCCCCCGCGGGAUGCCAGGAGUGCCUGGUGAACCAGGGAAACCCGGAGAACAAGGCUUAAUGGGUCCUCUGGGGCCUCCAGGACAAAAGGGUUCUCUUGGAGCACCAGGUAGUCCAGGGAUGAAUGGGCAAAAGGGUGAACCUGGGUCGCCUGGAGCUGCAGGACAGGAUGGGGCCCCUGGACCAGAGGGAGAACCUGGAAAACAAGGAGAAAAGGGAGAUGCUGGAGACAGUGGCCCCAAAGGUGACACAGGAGAAAAGGGUGAUCCUGGAUCAUCUGCUGCAGGAAUCAAGGGAGAACCGGGAGAAUCUGGUCGCCCAGGGCAAAAGGGUGAACCAGGGCUUCCUGGGCUUCCUGGACUUCCGGGGAUCAAGGGAGAACCAGGCUUCAUUGGUCCUCAAGGGGAACCAGGCUUACCAGGGUUACCAGGGACAAAAGGCGAACGUGGGGAGGCAGGACCCCCAGGAAGAGGGGAACGAGGGGAGCCCGGAGUCCCAGGGCCAAAGGGGAAACAAGGUGAAUCGGGAGCUAGAGGCCCAAAGGGGUCAAAGGGUGACCGUGGAGACAAAGGGGACUCUGGAGCUCUGGGACUAAGGGGCCCACCAGGGCAAAAAGGGGAUCCAGGAGCCACGGAGAUCAUAGACUACAAUGGCAACCUCCACGAAGCCUUACAGAGGAUUACCACCCUAACUGUCACGGGUCCCCCUGGGCCUCCUGGACCUCAAGGACUACAAGGGCCAAAGGGCGAUCCAGGGUCUCCAGGAACCCCAGGAGCUGAUGGAGAGCAGGGACUCAAAGGCUCAAAGGGAGACACAGGGGACCCAGGUGUGCCAGGUGAAAAAGGAGGAAUUGGACUUCCUGGAUUACCGGGUGCCAAUGGGGUGAAAGGAGAAAAGGGAGACUCCGGACUGCCGGGCCCUCAGGGUCCUUCCAUCAUAGGCCCACCAGGCCCCCCGGGUCCCCACGGUCCUCCUGGCCCCAUGGGCCCCCAUGGGCUUCCUGGACCCAAGGGUGAACCAGGGUUAAAUGGUGUUAAAGGAUUGAAGGGUGAACCAGGUCAAAAGGGUGACAGAGGACCCCUUGGCCUUCCAGGAGCAUCUGGCUUAGACGGGAAGCCAGGAUCCCGGGGUACAGAUGGUCCUAUGGGACCCCAUGGCCCCGCCGGUCCCAAAGGAGAAAGAGGAGAAAAAGGAGCCGCGGGAGAGCCAGGACCCAGAGGGCCCUACGGCCUGCCUGGGAAAGAUGGAGAGCCUGGUCUUGAUGGCUUCCCUGGUCCAAGAGGCGAGAAGGGCGACCUAGGAGAAAAGGGAGAGAAGGGAUUCCGUGGCGUUAAGGGGGAAAAAGGGGAGCCAGGCCAGCCUGGCUUGGACGGGCUGGAUGCCCCUUGCCAAUUGGGCCCAGAUGGAUUACCCAUGCCUGGCUGCUGGCAAAAGCCGCCUGCAGUCACUUGUGUGUGCGGUGAGGACGCGAACACGUCCUGUAUAGAAACCCGCCUGGUGCACAGUCUGUGUGGUAAGCUCUUUCGUACAGGGGCAUCCAUCCUUUCAUCCAAGCCAUGCAGGAGCCUGCAGCUGAGGAAACAGCAAGUCAGGGAAGCAGAGGAGCUUCCAAGAGCCGGGGGAGUAUGUGGCGGACGCUGGAGCAAGGCACAGGGCGGGCAGUGGAGGACAAUGGCAGAACGGGAGGCAGAGAAGAGGCGAGCACAUGUCGUGGGCCCCAGGGACACCGAGUCUCCUGCUCAGGGUGGCGUGAGCCUGACCCUCGCAAUGGGCAAAUGGUCCUGAAGGACAGCAAGCCCAAGGAAGGGCGCCGAGCUCCAGGACAUGGACACGCGCUUUGGUCCCUGGAAUUACUGUUUUUCUCAGCAUCUUAGGUCUCACUCCAUAAUCCUGGACAAGUGUGCUUCCCUGGAAAAUUUGUGACAAACGGUGGAGUCAGAAACAGACUCUGGCUUGCCCUGGACGUCAGCGACUCCACCCGUGAGGAAGUCCUGCCCAAUCCUCCUGCUUCACCGGCUGCCCUACUUGGCUCUUGCUGCCACGUCGCUUAGUGGCUUCCCACACUCCGCUUUCAGCUUGGCAGGCGUCAUCUGGAUCACAACUGAGGCCAGGGCCCUGGGUCUGGGCCUCUCACAGCCACCUUCUCCGGAAAAACCAUCCUCGCAGCCCCGCAGGGCCCCCACAGGACCUGUAAAGCCCCCGGGACCAGACGCCACCUGCCCUCUGACUCGGUCACCCGCUAGCACAGUGCUUUGACCCUGACAUCUGCUCCCUCCCUGCAGGGAGAUGGGAAAGGCCCUGGCUGUGCUCAGAGCUCGGGCGCUGCUGCUAUGGCGGCCACCUCUGUAAGCGCCCAUCAUAGCAAGGCAGGCGAGACAGCAAGCCACACAGGAGUAUGAACAGGAAACAGAAGUCUCCCUUCUAUUUACUCGGUGUUCCAUAAAAUAUAUAUCAUUCUAUAUAAGAUAAAAGAUCUCAUGAAUCUAUCAACUUCUGAUACAGAAAAGAACUCUGAUAAAAUUUCAGGGUUGCUUACCACGCCCACAAGCCACAAAUGCAAAUCACUGAUCAAACACUUUCAACUCUCCCCGCCCCCAAGGAAAAGCAAAAAAAUAAAUGUUUUCAAAUUGCUGUUGUGGUGAACUUUGCCAUCUCUAAUAGGCUAGAUCAUUUUUUAAAUGCUAUAUAUUAAAGAUAAGGCCAACAAAGUGCUCUAAUGGGUCCCAUUUUACAUGGCCCAUCUUAUAAACGCUGCUGAGUUUUGUAUACUGUAAAACACACUGGCAAUGUCUGACUUAAGAUUCAGGGUGUGGAAGCGGCACCUCUGCGAUUACCAAGUCUUGGCCUGCUAUCUUCAAUAGUAAUUUUUUUCAUGCAAAACGAUUUGAUUUUUAAGAUACUUUCAGUCCAUUUCAUUUUCUAAGUUUAUCAACGUAGGAUUUGCUAAACUAGAACUGAAGUAUAAUGUAUCAGUUCACCCUGCAGUUAGGUAGUGAAUAAAUAGACUCUAUGAAGCAAACAUUCCACUGAGUUUAUAUCAUCCAUCUUCAGCCAGCAAUCGGAAACCAUUCUGUAGGGAGAGCACCUGGGGCCUCAUCUUCUAGGAAAGCCUUCAGCUUUCUAAUACUGCUUUAUACCUUCUGUUCCCAGGUAGGGCUGACAGAUUUGCGGUAGAAUCUUCCUAAAACCAAGCAACGGACUUUUCUAAAUGAGGUUUUCAAAUCGGUUGCAGGGGCUUUUAAAUUCUGUGCAUUUACAGAACACUGCUAUGGCAGUCACACUUGACAGGAUUUGAACUUUGAGAUGUGACGGUUUGGAAAAGGAAUGCUCCUCAGGGGCAGCACCUUGGGCCCUGAGAUGAUGUGCUGCCCACAAAUGCCAAGUAGCUGCCAUCCAGGAGGGCCAGAAAGUACACACGCUCCUGAGCAUUCCCAGUGGAGGAUCUGCUUGUCUUGGAGAGAGAGAAAAACAGAUAUUAACAGAAAGCUGCUUCUGGACUAGUCACCCGUAGGGGUGGAUGAAGAUCUAUCAUUCUGUCCCCCUUCUCUGCAUUUCAUUUUCCUUACUGACUUUUCCCAUGUAAGCCUCCAGCAAAUCCCCAAGGUCUGCUCUGUGAGUUUAUUCCUCAAAUGGCGCUCCUCUGCCUCUCGGAUUUGACUCCAGUUUAAGGAAAGCCCUCAUGAGGAAGCUGCUCAAAAUGAAAAGCCAGGGAUGUGUAGUGUCCUAGGCCAUGGCAGGACGGCCACACAGCUGUGGUCCUGACAACAGGUGGGUCUGCCCCGCCCAUUGUUCCGGAAAGAGGGGACUGGACAAAGGAAAGCAGAAUGGAGACUCGGAGGCCCCUGGGGCAUCAUACCCAGGCAGGUGCCAGGGACAUGGCCCUGUCCUGAGGCCCCAAACCUGAGCCUUCUCCACAGCUGGGUUGUGAUGCUUGAAGACUGUGGAAGGAACAAAUAAAAAAUGUAAUUUAGUGAUAGGAUUUCAUAGUACAUAUGUGAUGAAAUCCUAAUUUUCUGCUUUCCCAGCAAAGUUACUGAAGCAAGCACUUAUCACAAAAUUCUUAGGGGCCAAGAAAGAGUCAGCUAAACCUAGGAUAAAAAUUGUCAUGACAUCCAGGAAUUCAGAAAAGUAAGAUAUGGAGCUGGGGGGGGUGGUAUACACCAGCUACCUAGGGGGCAGAGGCCAGCCCGGACAACACAAGAACCCCAUCUCAAAAGUGAGUACAGCGACACACACAUCAAAUGCUUGAUUCCUCCACUGAUAAAAAGCCUCCAUUGACGGUUCUACCAGAUUUCUCGAAAUCAGUGUUAAUUUGGAGUUGUCAUCCAAGACUACUUACUAAUUCCAUAUAUUUGUGUGUGUGUGUGUUUGUCUG
Fukomys damarensis (Damara mole-rat) is the source of this 5515-nucleotide messenger RNA. It is a transcript of the gene Col25a1, whose product is annotated as collagen type XXV alpha 1 chain. The transcript is spliced from 45 exons. Lineage: Eukaryota; Metazoa; Chordata; Mammalia; Rodentia; Bathyergidae. Bases 1 to 2925 code for a protein of 974 amino acids. The record is from RefSeq and is a predicted model, not a curated record.